Messenger RNA from Bicyclus anynana (squinting bush brown), 2439 nucleotides. RefSeq names its product TGF-beta-activated kinase 1 and MAP3K7-binding protein 1 (gene tab1). NCBI's taxonomy places the organism in Eukaryota, Metazoa, Arthropoda, Insecta, Lepidoptera, Nymphalidae. The record is from RefSeq and is a predicted model, not a curated record. The coding region runs from base 146 to 1510 and encodes 454 amino acids. Gene Ontology annotation, biological process: protein dephosphorylation. Gene Ontology annotation, molecular function: protein serine/threonine phosphatase activity. The transcript has 6 exons.
GAUUUAGUCUGUGGAGUGUGAUAUUUAUUUUGAUAAUUCGUCUUAUUUUAUGUGUUAUUUUCUAAUUUAUAUUAGUAUUACAUUAUAAGACAGUGCUUAUUUGUUAUAGAGUUAAUUUAGCUUGUAUUCUCCGUCGAAAAUAACAAUGAUCGCUAGGCCGUGGACGGACGAUUUGCCAAAAUGUCGGAACACCUGCGUCGCCUCGUAUUUCUCUCCUUUAGACGGGACGAACAGUGCUAAUGACGACUAUCUGUGCUUUUACUGCCAGACAGAAGAUAAUGCUUGUCUAUAUGGUGUGUUUGAACCUCAUAAUGGGCUGGAGGCAGCCAGGUUUAUCAUGCAGAGGAUGGCGGCUGAGCUACUCUUUCCUCCACCUUCCAUUAAUAACACAGAUGAAGAGGUUAGAGAGAGAUUGAGAAAUGCAUUUAUCUCUGUAGAGAAGGCAUACAUAGAGAACUAUGACGGCAUGAUAGCUGAGAGGACGAGCCUGCAGUACAGGUUGCAACUGCUAAACACACAUACUGCACAGAUGAACCCAAACUGCGACAACAUUCUCCAACGGCUCAAAGAAAUCGACCAACACUUGUCCGGCGGCGCCACCGUGGUCAUAGCGUUGGUCCACAACAACAAGCUGUACGUAGCCAACGUUGGCGAGACGCGCGCACUGCUGUGCCGCACAGACGACAACGCGGUACUGAGAGUUGUGCAGUUGACGGUGGACCACAGCUUGAACAAUGAGGAUGAACUGCUGAGACUGUCCCAACUCGGGUUGGAUGUGAACAAACUUAGGAACGCUCAGUACCUCGGCAACCAGACUGGCACGCGGUGCCUCGGCAACCACCUGGUCAAAGGCCUGUACAAGGCCUUCCCGUCCAUCAGCGCGGCCUCCUCCGAGCCCGUGGUGGCGGCGCCCGAGAUACACGGCCCCAUCGCCUUGGACGAGUCCUGCAGAUUCCUAGUCCUAGUCAGCGCAGGCGUCUACAAAAGGAUACAAGAAGUGAAAGGCAGCAGCGAACAGACAAACAAACAACUAUCCCAAAUCAUAGUAGAGAGCUUCAGGAAACAGUCAGACUUCAAGCGAGUCAGCCAAAUAGCUUUGGACGAGAUCGAGCAAGAAUUCCUUACAUACUGCGUUAGAAAUAGUUUAACCCCAAAACCAAACACCCAUGUUACCUUAUUAAUACGUAAUUUCAAUUUCCUACCCCCCAUACCCCAAAAUGAUUCUAGUGCGAUUCAAAAGCAGAAUGCAGUACGAUUCAAUCCGAUAGUUCAAUCUAAAUCGAAUACGUUAAUCAAUGAAAUUGAUUCUGAUGUGUAUUCAUCGGGCAAUGAUUUGGAGAAUGAAUCCAAUAUUGACACAAAUCGAUCUAUCGAGUCAUCGAGUGAUAUCUAUCCGAGUAGACCGUAUGAUAAGGAUAGACGGAUUAAGGGUUAUGUGGAUUUUUCUUGUUAUUAUGAGAAUGUUGCUAAGGCCAGGAAAAAUCGAACGCUGCCUAGUUUUAUUAAAUAAUUAAAUAUCUUAAUUAUGCAAUGAAAUCAAUUCUGAUGUGUAUUCAUCGGGCAACAAUUUGGAGAAUGAUUCAAAUGUUGAUACUAAUCAAUCUAUCAAAUCAUCAAGAGUAAUUAUAUAUUAUUUACCUAUUUAGUUUGGUUUAACAAAAUCCCUGCUAAGUUUCAGUACCUACUCGAAAGAAAUUCAGAUUAUUAUACCUACUUUUGAAGAUUAAACUAUACUAAUAGCAUUAACAACUGAGUCUUAGGGCCAUAAAUCAUUUCUCUAUAUCUAUCUCGCUUGCACUUAUGGGUCUUAUGGAGCCGUCUAGUGAAGGGUGUAACAAUGAAAGACAUAUUAUCGAUAAGUAAAGUUUAUUAUCGUAUCUUGUUCACAAAAUUAAAAAAAUUAACAAUAUUUGAUUUAAUAUAAUACAUAUUUCAUAUUAUAUAAUUAUUAACUAAAUAAAAUUAAUCUUCAUCUGAGUCUUCAUCAUCAGAAUCUUCGUCUUCUGCCAAAUUUAUUAUAUAUUAGUAUCCAUAGUGCGCAACGAGUAACACAUGAAUGUAUUUAUUUAAUUGCAGUAAACACAUUUAUAGCAAAAAAAAUACGCAAUGCAAUUACAUUAGAAACCGACCAAUCAGAAUCGUCCAAAUCAUUAUUGACUCAUCAUUAGCACGUGCGCAGGUAGCCGUUUAUCGAUAAUUAGGGUGCGCAGGUAGGCGCGCUGCACAUUCCUAUCUUUUUUGACUUUUAUGACCGGACGACUCAGAUGAUAAUGCGCAUACUAUAAGAAAAACGUUUGUGUAGUCAACAUUUAUUUUGCCAAAGUAUUUCAACACUUUUAAUUAAUGAAAAGUAAUGCAUUGUCUUGUUAAUUAAAUUAUUAUUGUCUGUAAGUAUUUGUGAUAUGGACAGUUUUAUUAAAAUAAAUAUUUACGAAAUCA